AUGGGGAGUUGUUGUGCAAUUAAAGGUAAGAAAUAGCAACCAGAAUAAGAAAUCAAUUGUGAGUAAGAAUAAGAAUAAAAUAAAUAAGAAAAAUAAAAUAUAACAUCUCCAAAGGUUGUGGCUGAUCCAGGAAGAAAACAACAUGAUCACAAAAUGGGCUAGUUUUUAAAUAUGGAUCAUAAAAGCCCUGAAUAGUAGCCUGAAUUAGAUAAUUAGGUUGAAUUACAAAAAAAAAAAAUAGAACCUAAUAAUUAACAAAAACACAUUAAAUAAGAAGAGUAAAAUAUAGCAUCUCAAAAAGUAGUGCCAGAACCAAUAAGAUAAAAAGAUUCAAAAUAAUAGAUAGAUCCCAUUUAUGUAAUUCUGCUUGGUACAGCAGGAGUUGGAAAAAGCAGUUUCUUUAGAUAAAUGGAAUUAUCAAAUAUUUCAAAUGAAACCGCAACUAGCAUUUCAAACUAUCAUGUAGGUAGUUUAGAUAAAUAAUAUUAUUUUGUGGACACACCAUCAUUUUAAUUAGAUGACGAUAUCGAUUAAAGAGAAGCUUUUAUUAAGGAAUUUUAAAAUUAUUUUGAUAAUAGAAAAGAUAUUUCCAGUUUUGGAAUUAUUGUAAACUUUGAAAGAACUGAUUUAAUGAAGAAAAAGGUAUUAUCAGUAUUAAAGUACUUAAGAAAAUUUAAAAAUAUCAUUUCAAUCAUAGUUGUAAACAUGGAAUUAAGCGAAAAUGAAGAAGGAGAUAAAAGUCAUUUGAGAAAUAGUUUCAAAUAUAUGGACUGUAAUUAAAUAAUAUUUAUUAAUAAAAAUAUGAAAUAAGAAGACAUUUUAAAAGAAAUUAAGUAAAUUAAUUUUAUACAAACCUAAAUUGACUUCACUGAUACCAUUUUUGAAAAGAUAACACAAAGCGAAGAAAAUGAAUAAUUGCGAACUUUAAAUCUUAAAAUAGCAUAACAAAUCUAAUGA
Molecule: messenger RNA, 957 nt
Organism: Paramecium tetraurelia
Lineage: Eukaryota; Ciliophora; Oligohymenophorea; Peniculida; Parameciidae
Exons: 1
Molecular function (GO): GTP binding
Source: RefSeq, a predicted model, not a curated record